AUGGAAAAUCCUAAGCAAAGACUCGUGAGUUUUGCAAUUGCAAUUGCAACAUUACUCUUCGCUGGGAUUGUUUUCCUUUACAGCUCUACCUCCUCUUUCUCCAGUGAAUUAAUUCUAGCCCAGAAAGAACCAAUCUGCCAACAAUCAAACAGUACCAACGUGGAAGCAUAUGGAGAUGAACUAGACUCUGCAUUGGCCAAAGCCUCAAUGGGAAACAAAACGGUGAUAAUUGCUAUAGUAAAUAAAGCCUAUGCUGAUCAAGAUAUAAAGGGUGAUACAACUAUGCUUGAUCUAUUUCUCACCAGUUUUUGGCUUGGAGAUGGAACCAGGUCUCUCAUUGAUCAUCUUCUCAUAGUAGCUGUUGAUCGAACGGCCUAUGAUCGAUGCCAGUUUUUGCGGUUAAACUGCUUCAGAUUGGAAACAGAUGGUGUUCAUUUUGAAGGAGAGAAACUCUUCAUGUCUCAAGAUUUCAUCAAGUUGAUGUGGAGAAGGACAUUUUUCCUCUUACAAGUUCUCAAACGUGGCUACAGUUUCAUUUUCACGGACACUGAUGUAAUGUGGCUAAGAAACCCUUUUACAAGGUUGAGCAAGAAUGAGACUGAGGACCUUCAAAUCAGCACAGACAUGUACCUUGGUGAUCCUUGGUCAGAAAAAAAUCCAAUCAACACAGGAUUUUACCUUGUGAGGUCUAACAACAAGACCAUCUCCUUGUUUGAAACAUGGUAUGGAAAGAAAGACAAUUCCACAGGAGAAAAGGAACAAGAUGUGCUUGUUGACCUCAUUAAAAAUGGUAUAAUUGGAGAUUUGGGACUUAGAGUUAGGUUCUUGGACACCCUUUAUUUUAGUGGAUUUUGCCAAAAUAGCAAAGAUUUUGGGGCAGUCACCACCGUCCAUGCCAAUUGCUGCAGAAGUAUCAAUGCUAAGGUAGCGGAUUUGAAGAAUGUCCUACGUGAUUGGAAGAAAUUUAAGAGGAUAGAGGGUAAUUCAACAGUGAAUUUGGAGUGGACUAAGCACAAUUGGUGUUCGCAUUCUUGGGAAAGUGCUAACAAGAUUGUAUAA
Molecule: messenger RNA, 1059 nt
Organism: Gastrolobium bilobum
Lineage: Eukaryota; Viridiplantae; Streptophyta; Magnoliopsida; Fabales; Fabaceae
Exons: 3
Coding region: 1-1059 (352 amino acids)
Source: RefSeq, a predicted model, not a curated record